AUAAAAUUAUUCAAAACACCUCUUUUAUUCUUCCAAAUGCUUCUCAUUCUUGGGGAGAGAAAUAUUAUGUGUGUUAUCUAUGCAGAUUUAGCAGAAAUAAGAUCCUACGUAUGAUGGUUUCACAAAACAGUGCAAUAUUAAGUUAGGACUCUAAGCGUCGCUGUUCACUAACCCGGGUAAGAAAAGCAAUGAGAACUCGAGUUUGAUCCUCCAAGCACAAAGCAGACUAGACACGAAAGCUCUCCAGCUGCGCAGAAAUUCUGACCUAAAAUGCUUCGCAUCUUAUCUCUGCUUGUUUAUGGACCUUGACUUCUAAUUCUGAGAAGCCCCAAAGUGAUGCGAACUUGUUCCCCCUAUUCACAAUCCAGGUAAGUCCAUAACAAGCGAAUAAUGGCGGCGCUGCAAAGGCGCCAGCACCGCCGCGGGUUAGUCGUGCUCUUCAUGCUCCUGGAGACGUUGUCGGGGGCCGGGGCUGGACCGAUCCGUUACUCCAUUCCUGAGGAGCUGAACAAAGGCUCCUUCGUAGGCAACAUUGCCAAGGAUCUCGGGCUGGAGCCCCGGGAGCUAGCGGAGCGCGGACUCCGCAUUGUCUCCAGAGAUAGGACGCAGCUUUUCGCUCUGAAUCCGCGAAGCGGCAGCUUGAUCACCGCUGACAGGAUAGACCGGGAGGAGCUUUGCGCUCAGAGCGCGCGGUGCCUGGUGAGUUUUAACAUCCUCCUUGAGGAUAAACUGAAUCUUUAUCCCAUAGAAGUGGAAAUAAUGGACAUUAAUGACAAUACACCCCGAUUCUUAAGGGAAGAAUUGGAAGUGAAAAUUUCCGAAAACGCAGCCCCAUCCUCUCGUUUUCCACUAAUGGAGGUCUAUGACCCAGAUGUGGGAAUGAACUCUCUUCAGGGCUUCGAGCUCAGCGGGAAUAGUCACUUCUCAGUGAAUGUGCUGAGCAAAGCCGAUGGGCCCAAAUAUCCGGAGCUGGUGCUGGAACAUGCCCUGGACCGGGAAAGAGAGGCCAUUCACCACCUGGUCCUUACUGCCAUGGAUGGCGGUGACCCUGUCCGCUCAAGCAUGGCACGAAUUCUGGUGACUGUCCUAGAUGCGAAUGACAAUCCUCCAGUGUUUACUCAGCCUAUUUACCGUGUGAGUGUUCCUGAAAAUCUGCCAGUAGGUACGCCAGUGUUGUCGGUAAAUGCCACCGACCAGGAUGAAGGAAUCUACGCAGAAAUAACAUAUUCCUUCGUGAGGAUAACAGAAAAGAUCUCCAAGAUUUUCUGCUUGAAUGCUUUGACUGGAGAAAUAUCAACUUCCGCAAAUCUAGACUAUGAGGACUCGAGCUUAUAUGAGCUGGAUGUUGAAGCCCGGGAUGGGCCAGGUCUACAAGACAGAGCAAAAGUCUUAGUAACUAUCUUGGAUGUGAACGAUAAUGUACCGGAAGUGGUAGUAACAUCUGGAAGCAGAUCAGUUGCUGAAAGUGUGCCUCCAGGAACAGUAAUCGCUCUUUUUCAAGUAUAUGAUCGAGAUUCAGGGCUGAAUGGCCUGGUAACAUGUUCCGUCUCGGGAAAUCUGCCAUUUGAAUUGGAAAAAUCAGUAGACAAUUAUUAUCGACUAGUGACCAAUAUAGAACUAGAUCGAGAACAAGUACCCUUGUACAACAUCACUGUGACAGCCACAGACAAAGGAAUGCCACCUCUGUCUACAGAAAUGCUCAUCUCCCUAGAUGUGGCAGAUACCAACGACAACCCACCGGCCUUUCCCCACUCCUCCUACUCUGUCUAUGUCCCUGAGAACAACCCCAGAGGUGCCUCCAUCUUCUCUCUGACUGCACACGACCCCGACAGUGAUGAGAAUGCACGGGUCACCUACUCACUGCCUGAAGACACCAUCCAGGGUGCGCCUCUAUCCUCCUAUGUCUCCAUCAACUCUGACACAGGCAUCCUGUAUGCACUGCACUCCUUCGACUAUGAACAGUUCCGUGAUCUGCAACUGAGAGUGAUUGCACAUGACGGUGGGGACCCACCACUCAGCAGCAACGUGUCACUGAGCAUAUUCGUGCUUGACCAGAAUGACAACCCACCAGAGAUCCUGUACCCCUCACUCCCCACUGACGGUUCCACAGGCGUGGAGCUGGCACCUCGCUCUGCAGAGCCUGGCUACCUGGUGACGAAAGUGGUGGCAGUGGACAGAGACUCAGGCCAGAACGCCUGGCUGUCCUACCGCCUGCUCAAGGCCAGUGAGCCAGGGCUUUUCACCGUGGGGCUGCACACGGGUGAGGUGCGCACGGCACGGGCCCUUCUGGACAGAGACGCACUCAAGCAGAGCCUGGUGGUGGCCAUCCAGGACCAUGGCCAGCCCCCCCUCUCAGCCACUGUGACUCUCACCGUGGCUGUGGCUGACAGCAUCCCAGAUGUCCUGGCUGAUCUGGGCAGCCUAGAGGUCCAGAACAACUCUGAUGCCUCAGGCCUCACGCUGUACUUGGUGGUGGCAGUGGCUGUAGUCUCCUGCGUCUUCCUUGCCUUUGUCAUUGUGUUGCUAGCGCUCAGACUGCGGCGCUGGCACACGUCACGCCUGCUCCAGGCUUCAGGAGGCGCGUUGGUGGGCGUGCCCGCCUCGCACUUCGUGGGCGUGGACGGGGUGCGCGCUUUCCUGCAGACCUAUUCCCACGAGGUCUCCCUCACCGCGGACUCGCGGAAGAGUCACCUGAUCUUCCCCCAGCCCAACUACGCGGACACGCUUCUCAGCCAGGAGAGCUGUGAGAAAAGCGAGCCUCUUCUGACUCAGGAAGAUUCAGGUUUUUGUAAAGAGGGAGACUCCCUUGUUCAGCUGAUUUUUCUCUAUGUGCGAUAAAAUGUGAGGCAAUGCCCAAGAGUCAUUUCAAAGUUGCGAUGCAAAGCAGAGAAUUUAAAAA
Equus quagga is the source of this 2899-nucleotide messenger RNA. RefSeq names its product protocadherin gamma-A6-like. Lineage: Eukaryota; Metazoa; Chordata; Mammalia; Perissodactyla; Equidae. The transcript is spliced from 2 exons. The coding region runs from base 391 to 2838 and encodes 815 amino acids. Gene Ontology annotation, biological process: homophilic cell-cell adhesion. Gene Ontology annotation, cellular component: plasma membrane. The record is from RefSeq and is a predicted model, not a curated record. Gene Ontology annotation, molecular function: calcium ion binding.